Apodemus sylvaticus (European woodmouse) is the source of this 3506-nucleotide messenger RNA. It is a transcript of the gene Sfmbt2, whose product is annotated as Scm like with four mbt domains 2. Gene Ontology annotation, biological process: regulation of DNA-templated transcription. Gene Ontology annotation, cellular component: nucleus. The transcript is spliced from 20 exons. NCBI's taxonomy places the organism in Eukaryota, Metazoa, Chordata, Mammalia, Rodentia, Muridae. Gene Ontology annotation, molecular function: transcription corepressor activity; histone binding. Bases 34 to 2709 code for a protein of 891 amino acids. The record is from RefSeq and is a predicted model, not a curated record.
UGAACUAAGGGACCAGGAGGAAUAGUUAUCAGUAUGGAGAGAUAUUUGCCAGUUUCGAAGAAGCACAACUCAUCCUCCUCUUUGGAAAAGAUAACCGGCCCAGCAAAUGGGAAUGGGAAUCUUGACCCAGAGGAAGAUUCCAUCCUGGAGGAAAAUGGCUUCAGCUGGGGAGACUAUUUGGAGGAGACAGGUACCAGAGCGGUGCCACACACGUCCUUCAAACACGUGGAGAUCAGCAUUCGGAGUAACUUCCAGCCGGGGAUGAAGUUGGAGGUGGCCAACAAGAAUGAUCCAGACACUUACUGGGUAGCCACGGUCAUCACCACUUGUGGACAGCUGCUGCUGCUGCGCUACUGUGGUUAUGGGGAGGACCGAAGGGCUGACUUCUGGUGUGACGUGAUCAUAGCGGAUCUGCACCCCGUGGGGUGGUGUACUCAGAACAACAAGGUGUUGAGGCCCCCGGACGCUAUCAAAGAGAAGUAUACAGACUGGACAGAAUUCCUCAUCCGUGAAUUGACUGGCUCUCGGACAGCACCUGCCAACCUUCUGGAAGGUCCUCUACGAGGGAAAGACCCUAUAGACCUCAUUACAGUUGAUUCCUUAAUAGAGCUGCAGGACACCCAGAACCCCUUUCAGUACUGGAUAGUUAGUGUGAUUGAAAAUGUCGGAGGAAGAUUACGCCUUCGCUAUGUGGGACUGGAGCACACUGAAUCCUAUGACCGCUGGUUAUUUUACUUGGAUUAUAGACUUCGACCAAUUGGUUGGUGUCAAGAAAACAAGUACAGAAUGGACCCACCUUCAGAACUUUAUUAUCUGAAGUUGCCUUUUGAAUGGAAAUGUGCUCUGGAGAAAUCCCUAAUUAUUGCUGCAGAGUCUCCUCUUCCAAUGGAAGUAUUUAAGGACCAUGCAGAGUUGCAAAGCCAUUUCUUUACAGUUGGGAUGCGGCUGGAGACAUUGCAUAUAAGUGAUCCUUUUCAUAUCUACCCUGCAUCAGUGACCAAGGUUUUUAAUAGUCAUUUUUUCCAAGUGGCCAUUGAUGACCUAAGACCUGAAGCUAAUAAACUCACGAUGCUGUGCCAUGCAGAUUCUUUGGGGAUUUUGCCAGUACAGUGGUGCCUUAAAAAUGGAGUCAACCUCGCUCCUCCAAAAGGUUACUCAGGCCAGGACUUUAACUGGGUGGAUUAUCACAAGCAGCGCGAGGCAGAAGAAGCCCCUCCUUUCUGCUUCAAAAACGCAUUUUCUCGGGGCUUUGCCAAGAACAUGAAGCUGGAAGCUGUGAACCCCAGGAAUCCAGCAGAGGUGUGCGCGGCCACAGUGGUCAGCGUGAAAGGGCGCAUGCUCUGGAUCCAUUUAGAAGGUCUGGAGAACCCAAUGCCAGAGAUCAUUGUGGAUAUGGACUCCAUGGAUCUCUUCCCAGUGGGCUGGUGCGAGGCGAAUUCUUACCCUUUGACCACACCAUACAAAGCAUCCUCAAAAAGCAAGAGAACGACUGUCCUUGUACAGCCGGAAAAACAAUUAUUAUCCCCAGUGCCUGUUGAGAAAAUACCUCAUGAACUUAGCUUGCUGCCUCAGAUGGACACUCCAGCAGGAGCCGUCAAUCCCAAGUACUGCUGCCCUCAGCUGUUCGUCAACCACCGCUGUUUCUCAGGGCCAUUCCUGAACAAAGGAAGGAUUUCAGAGCUACCUCAGUCAGUGGGACCUGGCAUGUGCGUGCUGGUGCUUAAAGAGAUUCUUACCAUGAUUACCAAUGCAGCCUACAAGCCCGGGAGGGUACUGAGAGAAUUACAGCUGGUGGAAGACCCAGAGUGGAAUUCCCAGGAGGAGGUCCUCAAGGCAAAAUACCGAGGCAAAACCUACAGGGCCGUGGUCAAGAUCGUGCGGACAGCAGACCAAGUGUUGAAUUUCUGCCGGCGAGUUUGUGCCAAGCUGGAAUGCUGUCCAAACUUAUUGAGCCCUGUGUUGCUCUCUGAAACCUGCCCAGAGAACUGUUCCUUCCACACCAAAACCAAAUACACCUAUUAUUAUGGGAAAAGAAAGCGGGUCAUUCAACCACCACUUGGAGAUAGCAACACGGACAAUGUACCAAAACCAGGCAGGAGAAGGAAACGACGGAAAUCAAUUUACGUGCAGAAGAGACGGAAAUCCUCUGCUGUGGUCAUCCCAGUGAGCUCCGCGCAGGAGACUGAAGAGGAUGACCCAGAUGCCGUGGACACUGCAAGUGAGGAAACCAGUCCCGAGGUCCGGGAUGACCAGAGAGACACCUCGGCAGCACAGGUGCCCUUCGCCCGGCCGCAGAGGGCUGUGACCCUGAGGAGAAAUUCAGAGGCUUUGAAGCAGCCUCCAGUGGAAAGGGCACGGAGGGCCUGCCCAGCGCCAGCUGCUGCUGCUGCUUCGAAUAACAGGAACAAGGGUCCACUUGUUCGGAUUGAGAAGUCAGAGGAUUCAAGCCAAGCGGAUGAGGAGAGAUUGAUUCUUGAGAGCAAUCCGCUGGAGUGGUCAGUCACGGAUGUGGUGCGAUUUAUCAAGCUGACCGACUGCGCACCUUUGGCCAGGAUCUUUCAGGAGCAGGACAUCGACGGCCAGGCGCUCCUCCUGCUGACUCUCCCCACUGUGCAGGAGUGCAUGGAGCUGAAGCUGGGACCUGCUAUCAAGUUAUGCCAUCAGAUCGAGAGAGUGAAGGUGGCUUUCUAUGCCCAGUAUGCCAACUAACUCGCCUUUCUUGGCAGGUGUCGCCUGAUGCUGAGGAUGCUGUGUUUGUUGUAAAGGUUCCAGGACCGAGACCUUGAUUUCCUGGGCUUCGUGAAAUGGCACGAUCAUUGGUGAUCUACAAAAAGCCAGAAGCCCAGGGCCUCCUUUUUGCACCAGCCUAUUUGAUAGUCCUCUAUUUUUAAAGCACACGGAUGGAGCGCCAGCAGAUUUGAGAGUAUUGUGAAAGUUCUGAGACAGACCUUCCCUGCCUUAGAACUUCCCAGUUCCCCCUUUUAAUUCCACUCAAACAAAGCAGGCAGUUUUCUGGAAGCCAGGUUUCCUUACACCGAGGUCCAGGUUCUUGGGAAACUAAGAUGAAUUGAGUGUGCCCGAGCAGAAUACCCGCCCAUCUUGCUGCCACUUUUGCCUGGCUCACACUCACGCUCUUGUACAGUUCUGUCUGCCACACACACUCUCGAUAUCGUGGUUUAGAGCCACCUCCCAUCCCCUUUGAUCUCCCUUAGCUCCAUUCUCCCACACAACUCUGGGCUCUGUUUAGCUCCGUCCUCUGUCAGAGGUGCCUUUUUCACAAGUACGGCGCUUACCGCGAGACUGCUACCGCGUAAGCGAAGCCUAGAACAUUUGCAGUAGCGAACCCUCUCUGUAGUCUCCUGCAGAACCAUAGCUUCUUUGGUGUUCUAAGAUCACUGUGACCAGUCAGGAGGAGGCUGCUUUAGGGAAGCAUCAAAUUCUGUAUUGAAGAAAAGCUUUCAGUGGGGCAUGUAUAGAAAAAGAUUUUGUGGGAAGUGUUUUUUUUU